UACAACAGACAAAAAAAGGGGUGGGCUGGGGCACAUGUUUCUGGGUGACAGAGAGCCCCCAACCAGUCUCUAAACAACAAGGUGUGUGUGUGUGGGGGGGGGGUAGCUCUUUCUUCUCUUAGGACAGGCACUCAACCAAGGCCGAUGGGGAAGAGGUGGUCAGCUGAUCCUGUUCCCAGGAAAAUCCCCGUAUUGCCCUUGGCUCCUCCUCUGGCCGGGUCCCUCCAGCUGCCUAUGGGGCACGGUCCUGCCCAGCUCUGCUAAGAUGCCCCUGGCUUCUCCCUCCACUCAGUCUAGAGGGCGGACCCCCAGCGCCGUGGAGAGGCUGGAGGCCGACAAGGCCAAGUAUGUCAAGACACAUCAGGUGAUAGUCCGACGCCAAGAGCCAGCCCUCCGUGGGGGCCCCGGGCCGCUCACCCCGCACCCCUGCAACGAACUCGGGCUCCCUGUGUCCCCCAGGACCCCCGGGCCGGCCCGCCGGGGCAGCGGCCGGAGGCAGCCAAGGCCCGAUUCGCUCAUCUUCUACCGCCAGAAGCGAGACUGCAAGGCUUCGGUGAACAAAGAGAACGCCAAGGGCCAGGGGCUGGUGCGGCGCCUCUUCCUGGGCGCCUCCCGGGACGCUGCCCCCAGCAGCCCGGGGCCCGCCGAGCGAUCGGCCGCUCCCGGGGCUUGGGCGGCUUCCCCCGACGCCCCCGAGGCGGCCCGGAAGCGGGCGCUGUGCCCCUCGUGCUCGCUGCCGCUCUCGGAGAAGGAGCGCUUCUUCAACUACUGCGGCCUGGAGCGCGCGCUGGUGGAGGUGCUGGGCGCCGAGCGCUUCUCCCCGCAGAGCUGGGGCGCCGCGCCCGCGCCGCCGCCGCCCGCCUCCGGGGACACCAGCGACUGGACGUCCAGCGACGGGGACGCGGCGGGCGCCCGGGACUGUGCGGGCGGCGGCGGCUCGGAGGCGGCGGGCUCGGCGCGGGACGGGCGGCCCGCCGUGUCGGUGGUGGAGCGCAACGCGCGCGUCAUCCAGUGGCUGUACGGCUGCCAGCGCGCGCGGGCCCCGCCCCGGGAGUCCGAGGUGUGACUGUCGCUGCUCGGGAGGCGACUCCUGGGGACUCCCGGUGAGCUCCGGAGCGCGGGCUGGACCCGGGCACCGGCAGGGAGGAGUCCCCCGCCUGCCUCGGACGGCGCGCGGGCGCCUUUGGCAAACCCUCCCCUGGGUCUUUCUGAGCCCUGGCAAGGUGGAACAAAAUGAAGCAGGCAACAAAGGGGGACGGACGACCUCAUGACCCCUGUGGA
Molecule: messenger RNA, 1281 nt
Organism: Dipodomys spectabilis (banner-tailed kangaroo rat)
Lineage: Eukaryota; Metazoa; Chordata; Mammalia; Rodentia; Heteromyidae
Gene: Fam110d
Product: family with sequence similarity 110 member D
Exons: 2
Coding region: 266-1066 (266 amino acids)
Source: RefSeq, a predicted model, not a curated record